Hemicordylus capensis (graceful crag lizard) is the source of this 2581-nucleotide messenger RNA. RefSeq lists its product as uncharacterized. The record is from RefSeq and is a predicted model, not a curated record. The transcript is spliced from 6 exons. Lineage: Eukaryota; Metazoa; Chordata; Lepidosauria; Squamata; Cordylidae. The coding region runs from base 987 to 1319 and encodes 110 amino acids.
UGAAACAAAUCCGCCUGGGGUCUAGUGUCUAGAUUUGAGCUUGAAUUGAAUAACCCUGAUUUGAGCUCAAAUAGAUUUGGUGUUUCGAGGUGCCAUUUUGUCUUUCAGUGUCCUUAAGACUCCAUUUUGUGUGCCUUAAAAUUCCAGCCCUCGGAGCUUCUCUGCCGCUCCGGUUGGUUAGUUUGCACUGUGCAAUGAUUGACUGGCGACCACCCCUUGCUCCUUGGUUGGCUUGUUGUCAUUCACAUCCUGUGCUGCCAGGUCGAAUUGUGCCAGCAUUGGCUAGGGGGGAGGGACAAGGGAGGGAGGCAUUUGGAGACACUUUAAAGGAGUAAAUGCAAAGGACAGAGUGUCCCCUGAGUCAACCAUUGCUUCUUCCUCAUGGGAGAAGGGAUAAGAACCAACUGUGGCUGCUGCUGGCUCCAACUUCUGGCUUCUGGCUCUGGACGAUUCUUCUAGGAGGACUGACCAGCUGCUGCUGUUGGGGAAGAAACUGGAAGAAGAUUUGAUUCCUUCUGUGCUGGAAGAGAAGAAGAAGAUCCUUCUGUGGUUUUUUUCCCCCUUCCCUGCCCUGAAAUCACUGAGCACCCAGUGCCUGCCUGCCUGGUGUGCUGGAGAGAAGGGUCCUGUGGCCCAGCAGCCUUCUCCAUGGCUGCUAUUGAGUCUGUAGCUGAAAAGAGUGAAAGGUCUGGAUGUGCACUACUGAGAGAGUGAGACUCAAUGAGGGAGAAGACUUCUGAGGCAAUAAAAUGUACAACUGGUGAAGAGACAAUGAUUCAUCUCUCAACUCUUUCAUGAGCCUGAUGUAUUGGACAUCUGAUCCCUCUGUCUACACCUUUUUAUCUUGAUUAUCCACAAAUUAGAAUUACUACAUCAAACUACUACAGCAAACAUAAUACUGGGUUUGUAGGUGCACAUGGUGUGUGGAGGCUGAAACUAUAAAAUGAAGAAGGAUUUCUCAUCACUGACAAAAGCAAAUGUGAGGGAUGAGCAGGGGAAGAGAUGCUGAUGCUGCUGUUGAUGAUGAUGAUGAUGACGACGACGACGAUGAUGAUGACAGUUACGUGGCAUUGAUGGAAACAGUCAUCUGUAUUUGUACUCCCACCAUGGAGGAGGGCUGCCUCAGGUUCUGGGGAUGUGGUGAUGAAUAUGUCUCCUCCACCCAAUACUGGAGAAGUUCUAAUCUGCUGAAGACAGCACAGAGGACACCAAGUAUAGAAGAAGAAGAAGAAGAAGAAGAAGAAGAAGAAGAAGAAGAAGAAGAAGAAGAAGAAGAAGAAGAAGAAGAAGAAGAAUUCCGAAAUUCCAACUGCAUUUAAACAAAGGUCCUUUUAUAGACUGUUAUUAACAAACAUUUAAUACAGGUCUCUUUCAUUUCUCAUCUUCCCUUGUGUUACUGUCAUCACAUUUAUUUCACAUAUUUGAUUGCAUUUCUUGGGGUGUGUGAAGGAAUGACCCCAUCCCACUUUUCUUUAUGGUUUUAAAUUUGUUUUGUACUUGCCUUGUUCUAUGUCCACCCUAUCCACAAGACCUACCCGGCAGACAGGUGGGCAGGGGAACAUAGGAACAUAGGAAACUGCCAUAUACUGAGUCAGACCAUUGCUCUAUCUAGCUCAGUAUUGUCUUCACAGACUGGCAGUGGCUUCUCCAAGGUUGCAAGCAGGAAUCUCUUUCAGCCCUAUCUUGGUGAAGCCAGGGAGGGAACUUGAAACCUUCUGCUCUUCCCAGAGCGGCUUCAUCCCUUGAGGGGAAUAUCUUGCAGUCCUCACACAUCAAGUCUCCCAUUCAUAUGCAACCAGGGCAGACCCUUCUUAGCUAUGGGGACAAGUCAUGCUUGCUACCACAAGACCAGCUCUCCUCUCCCAUAACUAAGGUUGUGCAAACCUGUGCUUCUCCCCAGAUGUUAAUUAAAAAUGGGGUGGGAGCACAGACUGUCCUUCCAGACAAUUGGGCUCCAGAGGGCCAGGAUGACACAUCCUGGCCUUGUGGAAUCCCACAAUGCCAAGCACGGUGCAUUGGGAUGGGUGCUCUAGGAACUCAUUUCUGUGUCUCCUCGGGCUGCGUUCUUGCAACCAGAAGUGUACCCUGUCCUGACUGACAGGCUAGUGCUCAACCAAUCAGCUACCAGUUGGAUGGGACCUAGAGGACCAUGAGGCAGAAAGAGAAGGGUUUCUUUGUUAAGUUGAAGCUAGGCUGAGGUUUCAGCAAGAUGUGUGGCCAUGGAGUUUGGCUGCAGAAACAACUGCAGAUCCUUAAGAGACAGGAUGGCAGAAAGCUUAAUUCUCGUACGGUGAUGGGUGAAUUCAAGGGAGAAGGAAGCCAGGGCUUUUUGGCUUCUGGAAGUUUAGCCAAGGAAACAGUUUGUUAGUCAGUUUGCAUUAGACUUUUAUUUUUCGUCUGUGUGCUCUGUAUAUCCUUUCAACUGGUCUAGGACUGUGUAUCUGUAAUGUAACUAAGCUAAGAAACAAUAACCUACAUCUGUCCAUCCAGGGCACUGCAAAAGACUCUGUAAACUUGAAGAUGCUUUUGUAUUUUCCUGCAUCCUUGUCUAUCCUUACAACUGAGGUGAUUUUUGAAGUAU